GAGAUGCCUGAUGGAUUUCUCUCGGAGACACAGGUUGUUAGCACGAUGAUGUCGAAGCUUCAGCAGUUUGCGAAGAGGUACUCCUCGCACGUGUGGAUCGUGGUCCAUCCCACGAAGGGCUCGCAACUCGCGGGCAACGAGCCGUCGAUGUACGACUGUUGCGGCAGCGCGCAUUGGUUCAACAAGUGUGACAACGGGAUCAUCGUGAGACGGCCCUUUGCAAAGAGUUGGGCGCAGCAGAUGCAGACAUCGACUGGAAGUUCCCGCCAGGUCGACAUUAAGGUGGACAAGGUCCGCAACUGCUAUGCCGGCCAUCUGGGGACAGCGAAGCUGAUUUUCAACCCCGAGACACGGGGUUAUGAAGAGCUGCAGAUCAGUGGUUGA
Molecule: messenger RNA, 384 nt
Organism: Symbiodinium necroappetens
Lineage: Eukaryota; Dinophyceae; Suessiales; Symbiodiniaceae
Source: the annotation of a GenBank genome assembly